GUAUCAGUUGUCUGCGAAGCGGUGCACAAAACGGACGUGUAAACGGAAGCCGCGCGAAAACGGUUCGGAAAUCGGAAUUGCGCCUGUACACGCAGCACAUAGGAAAUCCAAUCGAAUCGAAUCCGAAUCAAAUGCCUUAAUCGAAUUCGGUUAAAGCUCGCGUUUCGCGCUUACAAGUUUUUUUCGUUCACGGGCCAACGGAUUAUCCACUAUCUAAAAACUCGCUGCACGCUGCGGCGCAUGCGCGACCUGUCUGUGUUGGUGGCAUACUUCUAACGACACCACAGUGUUUCCUUUGUUCAAAAGUGCCCCGACUAAAGCCCCACUUUGAUAUGGCCAAGUGGCAACGAGAGCAGCAGUAGCAGCAAAACUGGAAAAGCCGCUAAAAUCAAUCACCUGUACGAGGAAGCCAUCAUGACGGCCAUGCCCGUAGUCUGGUGCACCGAUCCCAAUUCGGUGAACAACAAGCCCACUGCUUUUGCCCUGCACGGAAUCCAGUUGCAGGGCAAUGUUACCGAGAAGCAGGUCCAUGCCCUUCGUGAGCUGGUAAAUGCCGCCGCCGAGGGUCGUCUCAUCCUGCCCUCGGAUGGCACCUUCACGCUGCUGGACAGCGGACUCAGCAUCGAGAGCUCAAUUGUGGAGCAGGAGAGUGGCAGUUCAAUCAAUCCCGGUGAACCUGGUCAACUGGCUCAGGCAAAGAGUUCCAAGAACACGUACAUCCUAAUGCCUGUGAGCAAGGCGGAGGGUUCCAGGCAAGGAUCAGGUGGAGCCCUAACCGGAGGAGCAUCUGGACAGGCGAUUGCAGCCGCAGCCGCGCAACUGGAGUUCCUGCUGGAGCCAAAGUACUCGCCCACGCCCGAAACCAACCCAGAUGUGGAGGCCAAUGCCGAGGAGGCUGAGGGUGGGGCGGCCGGGGAGAUUCUGUACGAGUUCCUGUGCUGCGCCAAGUGCAUGAACGAGCAGCGGACCGGACGCACUUGCGCUGGGCGACGCCUGCAGCGGUAUUUGAGGACCUGCAGCAGUGGAAGUGGCAGUGCCAGUGGCAGAAACAGCGACUACGAGCCGGUCAACGACCCAGCUACGUGGCAGCUGCAACUGGAUCCUGUCAGCAGCAUUGCCAGCAAGUACGCCCGCCGACAGCAGCGACACAGGCAACACGGCACCGUCUCCAUGGGCAUUGCACGUAAUCGCACCCAUCGCCAUCACAAAUUACCCAUGCACAGUGUCAAAAUCUUUCAUAAUCGCAGCACUUACACGCCAGCGACCACAGCAACAGGAGCAAUGCCAAUAGCUGUGGGCGGAGGCCGAGAGGUGUCGACAGUUGCGAUGCCAAUGCCGAUUCCCAGUCCGAUUUCGAGUCCGAGUCCGAGCUCGAGCUCGAAUCCGAAUCCAAAUCCGAAUUCCAAGCCCAGCCCAGCGAAUAGAGCGAGCGUUGGCAGUGAAGCGUUUAGUUUGCUACCGACAGCGGCGCGAUCUACAUCGGUGAUAGAAACAACGACACUACUGACGAAUCCAGCGGCAGCAUUUCUGCCCCUCUACGCAGUGGUAAAUAAGAAUCGCGACUUGGCGAGCGGUGGCAAGACUGAGGAGGUAUCCGCAACAACCAUGCUGGCCGUGGUGCCCGAGGAACCGUCGCCACCAUCCGCCGACGGGCGCGAUCUGAUCAGCUUCGACGACGACCAGGCGCAAGUGGGUGUGGGGGAUGUGGGCCAGCAGGCGGGCACUGCUGUGGACCUGCUGAGCGCCCCCAAUGAGGAGGACAUCCUGUUGGCCCUGCUGGAGACGCCGCCCGACACUCCGCCCAAGCCCUGCUCCCCGGGCAGCAACAAUUCGAGCCGCAAGACCAGCUUUGACUCGACCAGCACCCUCAGCUCCAUGGACUCGGGCUUCAUGGAGAUGCAGAACAAAUUGGAAGCCCUGGCAGCAGCAGCUGCGGCGGCAGCGGCAACAUCCACUGGCGAAGCAGCAACAUCUUCGCCGAGCGGCGAGAAAAUCGAGCGACGCAACUACAAGGAAUGUCUGACGCAGUCGCGGAAUCGCCGAAAAUCCUACGAGGAGUUCAAAGCCAUGUUUGUUGAACCCGCAGCGGAGGCAACAAUGCCAGCGACCAUGCCACCGACGGUGGCAACAGCGGCGGAUGACGCAACAGCAGCCAGCAACACUGUGAUCCCACUUUCCUCCAUUUCAGAACAAGAAACCACAGGCAGCCCGGGUGCGAGAGGCAAACCGGAUUGCGCAAACGAGUUUGCCGCCAGUGCCGAUGAAAUGGAUACCGGCGACGGUGACAGCGAUGGUGAAAAAGGCGCUGCUGCCGAAGGCGAUCUAACAACAACAGCAGCAGCAACAGCAACAACAACCGCAGCAGCAGCAGCAACAGCAGCAACACCUUUAGUCAGCAGCACCACCACAGAGGCGAUGCGAAAGAAUUCGGAUUUUCUAUCGCAGAUUCUCGAUCAUCAAUUUGCGGCCAAGGAGCGAGCCAAGGCGCACAAGCGUCGCACUUCGUACGAGGAAUUUAAGCGUCUGGUUAACGAAAUUGAGCCGCUGGAAUGCCCGGACACCCCGCCACUCGCAUCGUCUGUGGUCGCACCCACAGCCUCAGCAGCGGUAGCAACAUCGCCGCUAAAGCGUCAGAAUUCGCGGCAGCGUAAGAGCUUUGCCAGCUACUUUCUGCCGCGCCGGCACUCGACCAAAGAACAAAAGACUGACAAGGAGAACUGCGCCCGGGAUCUGAAUGUGCCGGAGCAGCAGCUGGCGGUGUAUAGCAAGGUGCCGGCGUCGCAAAGGAAUAGCGGAAGCGAAACCUCCAGCUCCCAUUGCAGGCGCAAUUUCAAGAUCUACGACAAGCUGGUGUAUGGGACCAUCUAUGAUAUCAUCCAGCGAAAGAAUGAGAUCUACCAGAAGUACGACAAGUACAUGACCUACGGCACCAUCUAUGAGAUCCUGCACCGCAAGUCCUCGCAGGGCGGCGACAGGUGGCAGCGCAAGAGCCUCAGCUCGAUCCUGGAGGGCACUCGGUCCUCGGGAGAUGUCAUCUACGACAUUGUCCAGCGGCGGGAGCGCGAGAAGCAGCGUCAGCAGCGCGCCUUGGAGUCCCAAACAUCGCCCACCACAUCCGUGAUUAGUUCCCACAAAUAUGGAACCAUCUAUGACAUCCUGCAGGGCGAGAAAUUGGAUGCGAGCCAUGCCAGCAGCAAGCCAGAAACCAAGCAAAUGGCCAGUGGUGGCAAACCAACGCGAUUCGUCGUUAGCCAAGUGGAGGAGCCCGUUCAGACACCUUCGGUGGAUCAGCCGGAUGCGAGUGUCGCGGAUCCGGGAGCUGCAAAGUCCAGCAAACCGAACAAGAUGCGCCGCCUCUCACACAUCCUUAGCUACAGCCGAAACAGUGGCGAAGAUCAGCAGGAUGCGGCUGGAAAGGAGGAGGCCAAGCAGAAGCGCACCCAGGCCAAGCGGCGGAUCGGGGUGACCAACCUGUUGCUACCUCUGGACUCUGAGGAACUCUAUACCCGCAUCAUUGCCCAGCAGCGAAGGCUCGAAAAGGAGGAGCGUGACCAGGACGCGGAGGCGGAAAGUGGCAGUGAGCCGGAACUGAGACCGCGCAACGCGUUGACCAAGUCCAGCUCGCUGGAUGCCAUCUCCCUGUCGGUGGCCAUUUCGCCCGCAUCCUCGCCCUCACCCCCGCGUCCCCGUCGCAGCCUAAAGCAGCACCGCUGCCUCCAGCAGCGCCAGCAAAUUCCCCUUGCCAAGAAGCACUCUCUGGACAACUGCCUUCAGAUGGCAUCGGCGGUACCCAGUCGGCAGCCCCUUCGUCGCUGGUCCAACCAGACUCCACUGAAGUGCACGUGCCAACACGCUCCCGAAGAGCUUCCGCUGACCGCCAAUGAGAAAUCCCGCUCGCUGCCCACCGCCUGCUCCACCCCCUGCGCCCAUACGUGUGCACACUCAAGUUCAAUCGAUCAUAGCCCGGCCACAACAAAGUCCUUCGGCAAAACAUCAACGACGACGACGGCCAAGAAAGGCAAAUCGCGUCGACUUUCAGAAUUUACGCGCGGUGAAUUUUUAAAUGAAAAAUCUUGGUACUUCCGCAAAAUCAAACGCAUUGAGGCUGAGAAAAAACUUCUACUGCCAGAGAACGAGCACGGUGCAUUUUUAAUUCGAGAUUCCGAGAGCCGUCACAACGACUAUUCGCUAUCAGUGCGCGAUGGCGAUACAGUUAAGCACUAUCGCAUCAGACAAUUGGACGAAGGCGGUUUCUUCAUUGCCAGACGCACGACUUUCAGAACUCUCCAGGAGCUGGUCGAACAUUAUUCCAAGGACUCGGAUGGCCUGUGCGUCAACCUCUGCAAGCCGUGUGUCCAGAUCGAGAAGCCUGUCACCGAGGGACUCUCGCAUCGCACUCGCGAUCAGUGGGAGAUCGACAGAACAUCCCUCAAGUUCGUGCGCAAACUGGGCUCUGGACAGUUCGGCGAUGUCUGGGAGGGAUUGUGGAACAACACGACACCUGUGGCCAUUAAAACUCUGAAAUCUGGCACAAUGGAUCCCAAGGACUUCUUAGCGGAAGCCCAGAUCAUGAAGAAACUGCGCCACACCAAGCUCAUACAGCUGUAUGCGGUCUGCACUGUGGAGGAGCCCAUCUACAUUAUCACAGAGUUGAUGAAGCACGGUUCACUGCUGGAAUAUCUCCAAGCCAUUGCAGGCAAGGGUCGUAGCCUCAAAAUGCAAACACUGAUUGAUAUGGCGGCGCAAAUAGCUGCUGGCAUGGCCUACUUGGAGUCCCAGAAUUACAUUCACAGAGAUUUGGCGGCGCGUAAUGUGCUCGUUGGCGAUGGUAACAUCGUCAAGAUUGCCGAUUUUGGCUUGGCCAGGCUCAUUAAGGAGGACGAGUACGAGGCUCGAGUGGGCGCCCGCUUCCCCAUCAAAUGGACUGCUCCCGAGGCGGCCAACUACAGCAAGUUCUCAAUCAAAUCCGAUGUCUGGAGCUUCGGUAUUCUACUCACAGAGCUGGUCACAUACGGACGCAUACCAUAUCCAGGCAUGACCAACGCCGAGGUCCUAACACAAGUGGAGCACGGCUACCGCAUGCCGCAACCGCCCAACUGCGAGCCGCGCCUCUACGAGAUUAUGCUGGAGUGUUGGCACAAGGACCCGAUGCGCAGACCCACGUUCGAGACGCUCCAGUGGAAACUCGAGGACUUCUACACAUCCGAUCAGAGCGACUACAAGGAGGCGCAGGCCUACUGAUAAAUGCUUCACCGAGUCACGGACGCGGCCAGCAGCCGUGACGAGAAGCCAGACAGCUGCAAAUAAUCGCGGGGCAUCCCAAAACGGACAAUUCUUACUAAGUUACUUACUUGAGUUUUGCAUAGAUUUUCUACUGUUGCACACCCUGGCCAUGGGCCCUCGUUGGGUGCUCUUGGGUGUGCUCGUCUAGGUGACUCCAUACGAUACGAUUCAUGUUAUUAGCGUUUAAGCUAACAAAUAGUGGCUAAGGUGGAAUGCAAUUUCAAAGAACGUUCCGUUGGGACAUUCGUUUUUUGUUGUUUAUUAUGACAAACAUAUUGAUACUUUGUCGAAAUGAUACGUUCUGACACCCUUGUCGUACUUUUCGGUUAAUAUAUCACAUGUAUUAUUAUUCAUAUAACGCAUAUAGCAUAUACAUACGCGCAUACACACUUAUAUAUAUAUGAACACUUAUAUAUAGAUAUACAACCGUAUAGUCAGAUGUAUGCCGAUGACCCUCCAUUAUUCAAAUAUGCAAGCACAUACUUCCCCCACCCUAUUUUUCUUUAGUCGAUAGGCCAAUCUGAGAACGAUAUUUGCAGCACACAAAUAUAAACGAAUGUUUCGCUUUAGUUAAUUCAUUACAUACGUGUCUUACCCAACUCUCACUGAACAUUAUCAACGACAUUAUAUGCUUUAUCACAAAUAGAAAAAGUAAAAAAAGCAACACAAACGCCAAUCAUCAAGUGCUAGCUAGCGCGCAACAGCAAAAAUCCAUAUGAUUAAUUUUUUUAGAUUUUAAUUGUAAUUUGUAACCAUUAAUAAUAUUCAGCUUAUGAUUAAAACACAUACACAUAUACGAAAAACAUGUACAUUUAGAACCAAGAAAAUAAAUUUCUUCAUAAUUUAUAAAUCUAAAAACCAAGCAUAAAAUUCUAUGAAAUUGAAUUCGCAUGUCAGCUCUCUACUUAAUGUUACGCCCUUGUAGUGGCUGAUAAAACCUUAUAAAAGCAGCGAAAGAGCCAACGUUGGAAGGUUCUGUGCGUUGAGACAGUCAAAUAUUUCCAAGAUGUUCCAUCAUGUUUAAGUCAUAAUGAUGUCAAUCAAAAGGUUUUUUCUUUAAUGGAAUAAAAAAAAGUCAGAAAUUCACUAAAGGUAUCCUUGCAAAGUCAAAGGUAUCCUUGCAGAAUAAAUUAAAAUUGGUUUGGUUUUUGAUUUUGAUAGUUGCUAAAGUUCUACGAAUAUUGAAUGAUAAAAGUACAAAAAGAGCGUUUCAAACUUUUUUAAUGUUGGCGAAUUUGAAAAUGGCUUAAGAAGGGAAUUGUUUAAGAACCAAUUCUCUUCUCUGCCAUGGACAAUUGCCUUUUCAUAAUUCAAAAUAUAGUAGACGACUAUGUGCAAUAGAUGUUUUCGUAGGACCGAUCGUACCAAGUUAUUAGAUUGGCUAAUUAAUUUUCCUUAGGGCUUGAUGAGUGUAAAUGCUAAAGAUGUCCAACCUGUGCUUUUUUGUCACAUUUCAUUGCUUUGGUGAGUAUGCUUAUAGGAGAGAGCGACGGGCAAUUCUAUUCUUCCAGAAAGCUAAUACAUUUUAACCAUUUUGAAUGAAUAAUCAACCCACAUUUACUCUGAAGAAUGCAUUAAACGAAGGCUGAUUUUAUUAAUGUAUGCUAACCUUAGAAUGAGUUUUAUGUAGUCUGUAAAAAGUACUCUAAAAUCUGACUUUGAAUCUAUAUCUGUACUAAAAUGCACAAAGUAUUCAAGUAUGUUUUUAUAGAGGCGUAAUGCCACCCAAGCAACUUUAAUCAAAACAUACCGAGUUCACCGAACCUCUCGUUUUAUUUAUCCAAUUUGGUGCGCCAUACGACAUAAGAAUGGUGAUUAAUGCAUGGAUCACUUAGACUUUGCAAUUUAUUUAACUUAAAAACACUGUCAUAUUUAAUAUGUAAAGAAAUUAUAUUGAGCAAAUAGUAACCAUGUAUAACGAUCGAUUUCAACAUCUAAUUAAAGAAGACGGAUCCCACGCGGAUCUAUCUUCCAAUCCAAGUAAUAUAGAAACUAAGAAUAUAUGCUAACCCCAACUGACGAUAUAUGAAUAAAGUAAAAUAAUUAUUUUUAAAA
Drosophila rhopaloa is the source of this 7338-nucleotide messenger RNA. RefSeq names its product tyrosine-protein kinase Src42A (gene Src42A). Gene Ontology annotation, molecular function: non-membrane spanning protein tyrosine kinase activity; signaling receptor binding; ATP binding. The record is from RefSeq and is a predicted model, not a curated record. Gene Ontology annotation, cellular component: extrinsic component of cytoplasmic side of plasma membrane. NCBI's taxonomy places the organism in Eukaryota, Metazoa, Arthropoda, Insecta, Diptera, Drosophilidae. The transcript is spliced from 10 exons. Gene Ontology annotation, biological process: innate immune response; cell differentiation; cell surface receptor protein tyrosine kinase signaling pathway. The coding region runs from base 415 to 5241 and encodes 1608 amino acids.